Toxotes jaculatrix (banded archerfish) is the source of this 2776-nucleotide messenger RNA. RefSeq names its product G-protein coupled receptor 135. Gene Ontology annotation, biological process: G protein-coupled receptor signaling pathway. Lineage: Eukaryota; Metazoa; Chordata; Actinopteri; Toxotidae. Gene Ontology annotation, molecular function: G protein-coupled receptor activity. The record is from RefSeq and is a predicted model, not a curated record. Gene Ontology annotation, cellular component: membrane.
UUGAAGCGGCUCUCGUGUGGUUACCGAAGCCGUUAUUCAUGGAGACAUAAAGAAGCAGAACCAAGGCUGGUGUUUUUGUUUUUUGUUUUUUAAAUCCUGACAGAAAUCAACAGGGUGGGAGCCGCUGUCUCUCCGACGAUGUUUCUUUUUUCUCUCUCUCUUUCUCUCUUCCAGCAGCGUUGAUGACAGCUAAGGAAAAGAAAAAAAAAAGAGGAUGGACUGACUUUCUUCUCUCCGUAUGAAGGAUUUCGGGGCCCAAAAAUCCAAACCAAGCCUCAUGUCCAGCUGUGACAUGAACGACGCGGAGUUGUGAAUAUGUCGUGGCUUUCCUGGAGAUGCAGCCUGUGCUGUGAGCUCUGAGAAACAUCCAGAGUUUAAAAAAACAAACAAAAAAAAAACGCUCAUUUAGCUCAUUUUCUCGGAACAAAGCUGGUGAAUGACCGAUAGGCACAGCUUUGUUUGUGUGGACAGACCCGGACAGAAUUACCCCAGUCUGGGGGUAACAAGAGGAAGAAAGUGGGAGGGAGAUAAUGAAAACAGAAAACUACAAAUGGAUGAGGAGGAGUCAUCUAUCAGCAGCAAUCCCUGAAUCCAGGAAACCAACUCUGGCUGACUCUGAUGGGACUGGAUGCGUGUGAGAUACGGGAUGAGUUUUGUUGUGCUGUUUUUGGGCUUGUCGAUGGAUUCGCCUGUUAGCACGGCCCUGUGGGGCAGCGGUGGCAGCAACUACACGGCCGACAACUCCGGGCCGAGCUUCACCAACCAGCUGGGCACUGCCUCACCUGUUGCACCGAGGAUAGUUUCCAUAGUGACCAGCCUUGUGACCUCCACCACAGAGGCCACAGUGGGAACCACAGGAAACCUAUCGGCUUUCAGAGACCAAAGAGGGAGUGAGCUCAGUCAAACCCACCAGGCGUCGACCCCAUCGGUGCUGAGCGCCGCUGAGAGUAACUCUGUCCUGCAGGGCAUCACAGUGGCAGCUCAGGCCCUGGUACUCCUCUCCAUCUUCCUCCUCUCCAGCCUCGGUAACUCGGCGGUCGUCAUUGUCAUCAUCAAACACAGACAGCUUCGAACGGUGACCAAUGCUUUCAUCAUGUCGCUGUCGCUGUCUGACUUCCUCACAGCCGUCCUGUGUCUGCCGUUCUCCUUUGUCAUGCUCUUCAGUAAGGAUGGUAUCUGGAUGUUCGGGGAUCAUUUCUGUGUGGCCAACGGCUUUUUCAACACCUGCUUUGGUAUCAUUUCCACCCUGACUAUGACUUUGAUCUCCUUUGACAGGUACUACGCCAUAGUUAGACAGCCACAGGCGAAAAUAGGCCGCCAGAAAGCAACUCAGCUGUUGAUAGCUGUCUGGCUAACUGCUGUCGUUUUCUCUUUACCUUGGUAUCUGUUAGUCCGGACACCUGCAGAAAUCCAUAAGCGAGGUUUCUACCACUGUAUGUAUGUGUUCCACUCUGGGACCUCACGCAUGGGGACAGCUUAUAGCAUCUGCCUUAUCGUUGUUUGUUAUUUACUGCCCUUCUCCCUCAUGUGUUUUUGUCAUUACAACAUCUGUAAGACAGUGCGGCUUUCAGAGAUCCGAGUCAGACCGGUGACCACGUACGCAUACUUGCUGCGAUUUUACAGUGAAAUGCGAACAGCCACCACCGUUCUGAUAAUGAUUGUUUUCAUCAUUUUUUGUUGGGGGCCAUAUUGUGUAAUGGGGUUGGUAACAGCCAUGGGAGACUACACCUUCAACCCUGCAAUGGACACGGUAGCCAUCUGGCUAGCCUGGGCAAAUGGAGCCAUCAACCCUCUGAUCUACGCCCUGAGGAACCCCAAUAUAUCCAUGCUGCUGGGACGGAGCAGAGAGGAGGGCUAUCGGACCAGAAACAUUGCCGCGUACCUCUCCAGCCAAACCCAGAACCGCGAGAUCCGGCUUAACCAAGCAGAGAGGAUAAGGGACCGCUACGUGAGUCGCGUAGGGGUGAAUAACAACAGCCGGCUGUCGAGUUCAAGUCCCGGAAAAGGAGGAGAGGUAGCAAUGUGGGCCUGUAAAAACCCUGCUGUGUUUUUCUGCAGGGACGCCCACCCUGACACUGCAGCACCACCCAACUCUGUCAGCACUCGUAAAAUGAAGACAGCUGACACCAGUCUGUGACGCUUUGGAACAAUUCUUCACCAUCUAAUAGUUGUUUUCAUCUUACCUGUAUUUAUUCUUAUGGAUGUAGAGGCUUCUGUCACCAGACUUUUUUUGGGAACACCUUCUAGUAUUUCUGUCUUAUCACAUCUCAGAAUCUCAACAAUGUUGAUGAUCCAGGCCAGAUUUUGUUCCAGGAAUCAAACGGAUCAUGAGUUGCUCAUACAGUACUACUCGGUUGCAGAACUGUUCACACUUUCUGAUAUUCCUUCCUUAAAUUGAAGGAUGCCAUGUCCUCUCAAGGAUCCACACGACCACCUGAAGAACCCCUGGAACCGCCCCACCACCACCACCGCCUCAGUGAUUAAGCAGUGAUUAAGAUUUCUGUAGAGGACCAUGAUGAGUUUGUGUUUGCGCGGCACAGAUCCUCAUGCCAGACAUAAUUUCAUAUGUAGAUGCAGCAUGUGAAUAUGGAAAACCGAAAAGGAUCUAGCAUUUCCUUAAUCCUAAACCUUCCACGCUUAGAACAUAUGUGUACUGUACGUGUCAUUUUCAGACUGUCCUCACCAGAAAAACGACACCAUUGGCGAUUUGUUUAAAAGCUUAAAAUAACCUAAAGUUUCACCUUCCUUACAAGCAGCCUCUUGCUGUCAUGUGAAU